GCGUCCGAUCUGUCAAUCAAUUACUUGGACGAAUUGGUAUUAUAAAAUGGUCCAUCGCCUUUCUAUAACUUAAUAUUUUUAUUUUAAUAUAAAAAGUGUCUGACUGUUAUUAAAUGAAACCCCAGUUUAAAACAUUUUUUUAAUACAAUUAUAUUACAACUAUGUCCAACACAGAGGAAGCGAUGGAAGCUGCAGAAGUAGGAGAGAAUUCAAAUGGAUCUUCAAGUGACACAACUUCAUCAAGGGGCAAAGAAGGAGAUUUUGAAAGUAAAAUUGAAACUGAUCGUUCAAAAAGAUUUGAGUUUUUGCUUAAACAAACUGAGAUUUUUUCACAUUUUAUGAGUAAUACCCCAAAGUCUGGAAGUAGUCCACCGAAAGCUAAAGCUGGAAGACCUAAAAAAAACAAAGACCCUGAAUUACCUGGAUCAGCUGGCGAUCAUCGUCAUCGGAAAACAGAGCAAGAGGAGGAUGAAGAACUCUUAGCUGAAACAAAUACAAAAACUAAAACAAUUUUCCGAUUUGAAGCAUCACCUCCAUAUGUUAAGAAUGGAGAAAUGCGUGAUUAUCAAGUGCGUGGUCUGAAUUGGAUGAUUUCAUUAUAUGAGAAUGGUAUCAAUGGAAUCUUAGCUGAUGAGAUGGGUCUUGGAAAAACUUUACAAACAAUAUCACUGUUGGGAUAUAUGAAACAUUUUAGAAAUGUUCCCGGACCUCAUAUUGUUAUUGUCCCGAAGUCAACAUUAACAAACUGGAUGAAUGAGUUCAAGAAAUGGUGUCCGUCGCUUAGAGCUGUGUGCUUGAUCGGUGACCAAGAGACAAGGAAUACAUUUAUUCGUGAAACAUUGAUGCCUGGAAACUGGGAUGUUUGUAUCACAUCAUAUGAAAUGAUCAUCAGGGAGAAAUCGGUUUUUAAAAAGUUCAACUGGCGUUAUAUGGUGAUUGAUGAAGCUCAUCGCAUUAAGAACGAGAAAUCGAAACUAUCAGAACUCCUUCGUGAAUUUAAAAGUAUGAAUAGGUUGCUGUUAACGGGAACACCUUUGCAAAAUAAUCUCCAUGAAUUGUGGGCCCUACUUAAUUUCCUUUUACCUGAUGUAUUCAACAGCUCUGAUGAUUUCGACUCUUGGUUCAAUACGAAUGCAGCACUGGGUGACAAUCAGCUUGUGUCUCGUUUACAUGCUGUUCUAAGACCAUUCUUACUGAGACGUCUCAAAUCUGAAGUGGAGAAGAAAUUGAAACCCAAAAAAGAAGUUAAAGUUUAUGUUGGCUUAAGUAAAAUGCAAAGAGAUUGGUAUACCAAGGUACUGAUGAAGGACAUUGAUGUUGUAAAUGGGGCUGGUAAAGUUGAAAAAAUGCGCUUGCAAAACAUUCUAAUGCAGUUACGUAAAUGUUGUAACCACCCGUAUCUGUUUGAUGGGGCUGAGCCCGGACCACCGUACACCACAGACGAGCAUUUGGUGUACAACUGCGGUAAACUGGUGAUCCUCGACAAACUGCUGCCAAAACUUCGUGAGCAAGGAUCCAGAGUGCUCAUAUUCUCACAGAUGACAAGAAUGCUUGAUAUUUUAGAAGAUUAUUGCCACUGGAGACAGUAUAAGUACUGUCGUCUAGAUGGUCAGACACCUCAUGAGGACAGGAACAGGCAGAUAGAGGAGUACAAUGCAGAGGGUAGUGAGAAGUUUGUGUUCAUGUUGUCGACUCGCGCCGGAGGGCUGGGUAUCAACUUGACGUCUGCUGAUGUUGUCAUUAUAUAUGAUUCCGAUUGGAACCCGCAGAUGGACUUGCAGGCUAUGGACAGAGCACAUCGUAUUGGACAAAUGAAACAGGUGCGAGUGUUCCGUUUGAUCACAGAUAAUACUGUGGAAGAGAAAAUAGUAGAGAGGGCUGAAGUGAAGUUGCGCUUGGACAAGCUGGUGAUCCAGUCAGGUCGCCUCGUCGACACCAAGAACCAGCUCAACAAGGAUGAGAUGCUCAACAUGAUCCGCCACGGAGCCAACCAUGUCUUCUCCUCCAAGGACUCCGAGAUUACUGAUGAGGAUAUCGAUACCAUAUUGGCUAAAGGAGAAAGCAAGACUGAAGAACUGAAACAGAAACUAGAAAGCCUGGGCGAGUCGUCGCUGCGAGCGUUUUCUAUGGACACGCCCGGCGCCACCGACUCUGUCUAUCAGUUCGAAGGCGAGGACUACAGGGAGAAGCAGAAGAUAAUCCCCGUGGGCAGUUGGAUAGAGCCGCCGAAGCGCGAGCGCAAGGCCAACUACGCGGUGGACGCGUACUUCCGCGAGGCUCUGCGCGUCUCCGAGCCCAAGGCGCCCAAGGUACAGGCGCCGCGGCCGCCGAAGCAGCCGAUAGUUCAAGACUUCCAGUUCUUCCCGCCGAGACUUUUUGAACUUUUGGAUCAAGAAAUUUAUCACUACAGAAAAACUUUAGGGUACAAGGUGCCUCGCAAUCCUGAGCUAGGCCCAGAUGCUGCAAAGAUUCAGAGAGAGGAGCAGCGCAAGAUAGACGAAGCCGAGGCGUUAACUGAAGAGGAGAUACAGGAAAAAGAACAAUUAUUAACUCAAGGCUUUACGAAUUGGACUAAAAGAGAUUUUAAUCAGUUCAUUAAAGCAAAUGAAAAGUAUGGCAGAGAUGAUAUUGAAAAUAUCGCAAAGGAUGUCGAAGGAAAAACACCAGAAGAGGUUAUGGAGUAUUCAGCGGUGUUCUGGGAGAGAUGUCACGAGCUGCAAGAUAUUGACAGAAUCAUGGGUCAAAUAGAGAGAGGUGAAGCGAAGAUACAAAGAAGAGCCUCUAUAAAGAAAGCGCUGGACGCGAAAAUGGCGCGCUACAGAGCACCCUUCCAUCAGCUCAGGAUCUCGUACGGCACCAACAAGGGGAAAAACUACGUCGAGGAAGAAGACAGGUUCCUGGUGUGCAUGCUGCACAAGCUGGGCUUCGACAAGGAGAACGUGUACGAGGAGCUGCGCGCGGGCGUGCACGCGGCGCCGCAGUUCCGCUUCGACUGGUUCCUCAAGUCGCGCACCGCCGUCGAGCUGCAGCGCAGAUGCAACACUCUCAUAACUUUAAUCGAAAGAGAAAACCAGGAACUAGAAGAAAAAGAGCGAGCAGAGAAGAAGAAGAAGACUGGUACAACGAACCAGAACACCCCCGGCAGCAAUGCCACCGGCAAGGGUGCUAACACCAGCAAGCGUAAGGCUGAGAGCACACCCGACGCGACGCAGAAGAAUAAGAAAAAGAAAAAAUAAAUCUUAUAAUAAACGUAUUUACAAUGUCUCGUUAGAACUAGUUUACUGUACAAGUAUUUAUUAACUUAUCUCGGUUUUUGUACCUUUUUAGAGAUAACUUAAGUAUUUUGAAUCAUGUACUCAUUCCAUUUUCUUAAUGUUAGUACAUAGCUUUCAGUAUUCCACUCUAGAAAUACCUUUAACUUUUUUUGCUCCGUUGGUGAAACCCUCCGCCCGAUCUGACGUAUGCUUUUAGUGCCGAGUUGUGAAGUGUUUGAAAUAAAUGAUAUUUGUAAUAUAAA
Messenger RNA from Papilio polytes (common Mormon), 3517 nucleotides. RefSeq names its product chromatin-remodeling complex ATPase chain Iswi (gene Iswi). The record is from RefSeq and is a predicted model, not a curated record. NCBI's taxonomy places the organism in Eukaryota, Metazoa, Arthropoda, Insecta, Lepidoptera, Papilionidae. Gene Ontology annotation, biological process: regulation of transcription by RNA polymerase II; nucleosome organization. Gene Ontology annotation, cellular component: chromatin; nucleus. Gene Ontology annotation, molecular function: ATP binding; ATP-dependent chromatin remodeler activity; DNA binding. The transcript is spliced from 17 exons. The coding region runs from base 162 to 3236 and encodes 1024 amino acids.